AUGAUAUAUAAAAGACGCGCUAAAUGAUUUGGGAUAAUGCGGCAUAUUUACAACGCUUUUUUGUAGUUAUCUCAGGAGGAAGGCGUAGUUGCGGUCUUUACUUCUGUUUUGUUUAUCUUUCACUGGAACUGCGCAUUUUCGAUCUUUUCACACAGAGAGAAGCAGAAUGACAGACCAGUCAUCAGCCAUGGCGUCUCUCAGCAGCUCUAACACAGCCUUUGCCUUGGAGCUGUACCGCACUCUGGGUCAGACCAACACAGGGAAUAUCUUCAUCUCCCCAUUCAGUAUCAGCUCAGCUCUGGCCAUGGUCUACCUGGGGGCUAAAAGAGACACAGCCUCUCAGAUGGCAAAGGCUCUGUCAUUCAACUUCACCAAAGACAUUCACACAGAUUUCCAGACACUCAAUGCAGAUAUCAACUCUCCCUCUGCAACUUACAUCCUGAAACUGGCCAACCGUCUGUAUGGAGAGAAGACCUGCAACUUCCUGACCGAGUUCUUAGAAUCCACCCAGAAGUUCUACCGUGCAGAUAUGAAGGCAGUGGACUUCCUCGGAGCAGCAGAGGAGACCAGAGGACAGAUCAACAGCUGGGUGGAGCAGCAGACAGAAAAUAAAAUCAAAGAUCUGCUGAAGCAAGGGACAGUCAGUGGUAUGACAAGGCUGGCUCUAGUCAAUGCCAUCUACUUCAAAGGAAACUGGCUGAACAGAUUUGACCAGAAAGACACCAAAGAGAUGACCUUCAAACUAAACCAGAGUGAGAGCAAGCCAGUUCAGAUGAUGCACCAGAUGAAGAAGUUCCCCUUUAACUACGUCCCAGACUAUAACCUCCAGAUCGUGGAGCUUCCCUAUGUGGACCAGGAGCUCAGUAUGUUUGUCCUGCUGCCUGAGGAGGCCACUGACGGAUCUGAUCCUCUAGUGAAGCUGGAGAGUGAGCUGACCAUGGAGAAACUGGACGAGUGGACCACCAGGUCCAACAUGGACACGGGCACGGACAUCAUAGUUCAUCUGCCCAAGUUCAAACUGGAGGAGGACUACGAGCUGAAUGAUCCCCUGGUCCAGAUGGGCAUGAAGGAUGUGUUCGUCGGGGGUUUGGCCGACCUGUCUGGGAUGAAUGGGAAGGGGGGUCUCUUCCUGUCUACGGUGGCCCAUAAGGCCUUUGUGGAGGUGAACGAGGAGGGGACGGAGGCUGCAGCCGCCACUGCUGGGAUGAUAGCGUUCUGUAUGUUCCGAGAGGAACACUUCACGGCUGACCACCCCUUCCUCUUCUUCAUCAGGCAUAAUAAGACCAAAAGCAUCCUUUUCCUUGGGAGGUUCUCCUCUCCUCAGUAGAAUAAUAGUUAAAAUGUGUAGAGAGGAUUUAACAUCAUUUACAACAUUUAUUUGACAGGGACAUUUAACAUCAAUCAACAUUUCUGUAAAUGUGUCAAAUUUAGCCAGGUAGCUAGUUCCAUCAGCACUUGAUUUAAUCCACUAUAAAACCAAAUAAAGGAAAAUGUCUAAAUUA
Messenger RNA from Salvelinus sp. IW2-2015, 1502 nucleotides. RefSeq names its product leukocyte elastase inhibitor. Gene Ontology annotation, biological process: negative regulation of endopeptidase activity. The record is from RefSeq and is a predicted model, not a curated record. Gene Ontology annotation, molecular function: serine-type endopeptidase inhibitor activity. Lineage: Eukaryota; Metazoa; Chordata; Actinopteri; Salmoniformes; Salmonidae.